GAAAAGCACUUCCUUCGGCUCCCGAAGAUCCUGAUUCUGCAAGUCAGAGAGCUGACAUUUGAAAACAGGAAGUUUCACAAAAUUCAGAAGCCCGUCAAUGUCACCCAUGUGCUGAAACUGCACACCAGCCCUCAAGAACCCAAUCAGUCUACAUCUAACGGUUCCUGUGGGAGCAAUGUUACACCAAGCCCAGAGCACAAGUGCUACCACCUCUAUGCCAUGUGCUGCCACUCAGGAGACUGCAGUGGGGGCCACUACACGGCCCUGGUCCAGCCCAGUGGCCAUGAGCACUGGUACAGCUUCAACGACGAGCAGGUGGCCUGUGUGGGGUCUUUUCGUAGGGACCUCAUGCACAGGUUUGGGACCCCUUACCUGCUGCUGUAUCGCCGUCAGGACCCUGAGGACAGGCGGGAGUCCGAGCGUGCCGAGCCUGGUGGUGGAGACUCUGGGACGAUGACAGAUGUGGCUGCCCCAAAGAAGAAGGUGCCUUUUGCAGGAGUGCAGAGGAAGACCCUCAGCAUGGACUCUGCCACGGUUCCCAAGAAAAGAUGCAGACGGAGCCCCCGUCCUCAGCAGGACGAUAAGCCUGUCUCCUGCAGACAGAGCCGUGCCUGUACGUGACGGUGUGAGCUUGUCCUCCAGACAGCACCAGGUUGGCCCUGCCCUGAGGGGAGCACACCCGGCACACCCGAGGGGUCUGCUGUGGGGAACUGUGUGUUCUCAUGAUGACCCCCUGAGUUGCAGAGCCAAAAGGACAGACUGCCAACUUCCUGAUGAGGAAGUGGUGGUGGGCUGAGCACGGAAAAAGCUGAGGCUGCGGCCCAGCAAGUUUGUGAAAACUGCAUGCUCUCAUUUAUGACUGCUGAUUAAAAUCUAGUUGGCCGACCACAAGAACUAAGCUGCGCUCGGGUGUGAUGAUUCUGAGAAGACUUCUGAACAACUUCUGUUUUUUUUAUUUUUUCUCCCCCUACUUCCCCUUUUUUACACUUCUAUAUAAGAAGCUUGUGUGAGACAAUAAAACGAGGCUUGAUCAGA
Molecule: messenger RNA, 1035 nt
Organism: Galeopterus variegatus (Sunda flying lemur)
Lineage: Eukaryota; Metazoa; Chordata; Mammalia; Dermoptera; Cynocephalidae
Product: ubiquitin carboxyl-terminal hydrolase 2-like
Exons: 5
Biological process (GO): protein deubiquitination
Molecular function (GO): cysteine-type deubiquitinase activity
Source: RefSeq, a predicted model, not a curated record